GUAGGUCAUGAAGAAAAUAAUCAAUACAACUGUAGCAGAUAUAGACAGUAUAGGCUAAAUAGUAUAACAGGUAUGAAAAAGAUAUUGAAAGUGUAACUAGAUUAUACGAUUUAAAUAUAUUUCAUAUUUUUAAAUCUAUUAUUAUUACCAUGGAUUUAUUCAUUGCUUUAAGUUUGUUUAAUCGGCAAAAAUAUGAAGCUUGUGUAACUAAAUGUACAGAAUUAUUGAAAAAAAAUCCAUUAGAUCAAGCAAUAUGGGUUUUAAAAAUGCGUGCUUUAACAUUACAAGUUUAUGUUGAUGACAUAGAAAGUGAAGAAGAAGGAAUUGCAGAAGGUUUGUUAGAUAAUUAUACAAUGACUACAAUGCCUAGACCAGGUACAUCUUUAAAAAAUCCUGGAACUGCCCGAAUUGAACAUGGAAUCCGUCCUAAAACUCAGUCAGGUAGACCUGUUACUGGAGUUGUAAGACCUGCUACACAAUCAGCAAUAUCACAAACAAUGGAACAAGCAUUAAGAAUGCCGAGAACAGCAGCUACAGCAAGACCUAUUACUGCUAUUUCUGGGCGAAAUGUCAGACUUGGAACUGCAUCUAUGUUAACAGAACCCGGUGGCCCUUUUAUACAAUUAUCACGUUUAAAUAUAUCCAAAUAUGCAAAUCAACCUAGCAUUGCAAAACCUUUGUUUGAAUACAUUUAUUACCAUGAGCAUGAUGCCAGAUAUGCUCUUGACUUAGCAGUACAAGCAACACAAGCUUGUCAAUAUAAGGAUUGGUGGUGGAAAGUACAAUUAGGGAAAUGUUAUUAUACUUUAGGUUUAAUGAGAGAUGCAGAACAACAAUUUAGAUCAGCCUUACGUGAUUGUAAAGCCAUUGAAACGACUAUAAGAUUAAUUAGAGUAUAUAUUAGAUUAGACCAACCAUUGGCUGCUUUAGAUAUAUGUAAAGGUGGUCUAGAGUAUUUUCCAAAUGAUGUUACUAUACUUGUUGAAAUGGGACGUAUUUUUGAAGGCUUAAAUAACAUGUCAAUGUCGAUGAAAUAUUAUAAAUUGAUAGCUCAAGAAGAUGCUUCUCAUACAGAAGCAAUCGCAAGUAUUGGAAUGCAUCAUUUUUAUAAUGAUCAACCAGAACUGGCUUUACGCUUUUACAGAAGAUUACUACAAAUGGGUGUUUAUAAUACUGAAUUAUUUAAUAAUCUUGGAUUGUGUUGCUUUUAUGCACAACAAUAUGAUCAUACAAUAUCAUGCUUUGAAAGGGCCUUGAGCCUUGCCAAUGAUGAAAACAAAGCUGAUAUUUGGUACAAUAUUUCUCAUAUUGCAAUUAGCUUAGGUGAUUUAGAGAUGGCAGAAGAAUGUUUAAAACUUGCUAUUGCAGUUGACAAUAGACAUGCAUUGGCAUAUAAUAAUCUUGGUGUGAUACAAAUGAAAAAUGGUAAUGUUACAACUGCAAGAACUUAUUUCCAUGCAGCAGCCACUAUUGCAAAUUACAUACACGAGCCACAUUUUAAUAGUGCACAUUUAGCAUAUAAGUUAGGAGAUCUUCAAACAAGUUAUAUUGCAAUACAAAAAUCAUUAAAUGUAUAUCCAGGACACUCUGAUAGUAUUAAUCUUCUUAAAAAAUUGGAACAAUAUUUUUGUUAUAUUUAAGGUAACUUAUAUUUUAUUCUACUAGAAUUUUAUAAUACAAAAAAGUGUGUAUUUAUAAAUGUUAAAUGAGCAAAAAUGUGAAAAACAU
Messenger RNA from Vespa crabro (European hornet), 1728 nucleotides. It is a transcript of the gene BBS8, whose product is annotated as tetratricopeptide repeat protein 8. Bases 150 to 1640 code for a protein of 496 amino acids. Gene Ontology annotation, cellular component: BBSome; non-motile cilium; ciliary basal body. The record is from RefSeq and is a predicted model, not a curated record. Gene Ontology annotation, molecular function: protein binding. The transcript is spliced from 9 exons. Gene Ontology annotation, biological process: non-motile cilium assembly. Lineage: Eukaryota; Metazoa; Arthropoda; Insecta; Hymenoptera; Vespidae.